Messenger RNA from Nicotiana tabacum (common tobacco), 1462 nucleotides. NCBI's taxonomy places the organism in Eukaryota, Viridiplantae, Streptophyta, Magnoliopsida, Solanales, Solanaceae. The record is from RefSeq and is a predicted model, not a curated record.
AGAUUUGAUUGGUUUGGAGGCUAAUUCUAGAGGAAAAGCUGCAGUUGAGCCUUCAUUUGGUUGCAGAGUGAGAUACUAGUAUUGGUCCUCGCGGCGGUCAGUAGCUUUUGCUCGGAUUCAGUCGUUAUCGGAGACUUGAGAUGGUGCAAACGGUAUCUAUAGUCGAAUAGGAGCCGCAUUCCCUUGUUGCAACUACUACCAAGGGAGAGGUCGAGACAGAGGUCAAGCUAGAGGUCGAGGAAGAGGCAUGGCUCAUACUAGAGCUCGAGUAGCAACACCCACAGUGGAGCCUUAGAUUGAUCAUGAGGAAGAGAUCCCAGCUUAGAUCGUACCAGUUGAACCAGCUCAGGUCCCGGAGGGAUUCAUAGCUACUCUAGUGCUUAAGGACUCUCUAGUACGCUUGGUGGACCUUAUGGAGAGUGUGGCCGAGAGCGGUGCAUUUCUGGUGGCACCAGCCAUCUCUCAGGCUGGGGGAGGGCAUAGACUCCCACUACUCAACUUCGGAGCAGAUGGCUCCCCUAUAUCAGACUCCAACAGCCCAGCCAGUUGUAGUCGGUUGUUGCGGCACAGAUCGGGUAGAGGCCCGUGAUGUCUACUGAGGGAUUAAUGAGAUUGGACAAGUUCACAAAGCUUUUCCCAAUUCACUUUAGUGUUUCACCCUCUAAGGACCCACAUGAUUACUUGUAAUAUUGCCACGAGGUGUUGUGUAACAUCGCUAUUAUUGAGAUCAGUAGGGUCGACUUUGCAGUAUUCCAAAUAACCAGUUACACAAAGAGAUGGUGGAGAGUAUAUGUGUUAACAAGACCGACUGGUUUGCCUUCACUUACUUAGAUCAGUUUUCACAGUUAUUUCUAGAGAAGUUCAUUCCUUUUACUCUGAGAGAGGAGUAUCACAAGCAGUUUGUGGACCUAGCUCACCGUGUAGUUGUUUUACUCCCUCCUAAGAGGGAGAGAGUGAGGAAAUUCAUUGAUGGACUCACUUUUAGUAUCAGAUUACAGAUGGACAAGGAGACUAGAGCUGAUAUUUCUUUCGAAAGGGCCGUAGAGAUUGCUAGACGGAUCAAGAUGGUUUGUGGUCAGGAAAGGGGGCCGGUGUCUGAUAAUAGGACUCAUCAUUUUGGUGGUUUCAGUGGUGCCUUAUCAGGAUACAUUGGUACUUUUGGUAAAGGUCAUCCUCCUAGGUCAUUUCAGUCAAUGCUUCAGGCAUCCCACGGUGCUUCGGGUAGUCGUGGUCCUCAUGUAUCUCAUCCUAAGCCGCUAGCCUGCAGUGCACCAUCAACUCCUAUUAGUACACCUCCGAUCCAGAGUUAUUAGAGUGGUUAUCCAGGUCGACAAGGCCAGUUCCAGGGUUAAUAGUCACAACGGCAAAGUGCGUGUUAUACUUGUAGAGAUCCGAGCCACCUCUCUAGAUUUUGCCCUAGGUCACAGGGCGACAUGCCAUAAUAGGGUUCUCGUGGUUCUGG